UUCCAGCCGGACAACAUUUUCGUCGCACAAAUAGUUGUGUUUACACCGCAACGUGGAUAACUGUGACAGAUCUUGUAUGGCUAGUAUUUAAAACAUUAAAAGAAGAACUUUCGUUAAGUUGUGGUUGUUUUAGUCACAUUAAAAUGAGUAAAAAGCGCCGCAGCGAAGACUCGGCAGAGUCAAACAUUCCGGAGAAAAAGGGAACGGAGUUCAAUGGGACUGUGUUCAAAGCCAUGCUAAAGGAGCCCACCAUGGCCAUGAAGGGGCUGGGGGAAUUCAUAUCAACUGCUAAGAGGCUGCCUUCCUCCGAGUUGUAUGAUGUGGUUGAAGGUUACAUUAAAAUCUCUAUGGACUGUGCAGAAAUCUUCAAAUUGCUGGAGGGAGAGAAGCACAUAGAGAGUGAGAUGUUGCUGAUUUUUGAGAGUCUGGAGAUGAUCCUUCUCAGAACAGCCAGUGACCUGUCUCACUUCAACAUGGUUGGCAAUGCUAUUGUUAAAAAGAUUGUAUCCAGCUACAUGAAACUUCUGCAGGGAUCUUUCCAUUCGGAAAACCAUAGGUUUGUCCGUCAGUGCCUCAAUUUCCUUUCCGCCCUGGUAUCUCAGGGUCCAGAAGCAGCAAAAGAGAUUUUAGGUCACAUUCACAUCAGUAAAGCUCUGUCUGCACUAGCAAGGAGAAAGGAUAAGAGGGGAAGACCAGACGUUCGUGUGGCUUUUAUCCAGUUUGUUCUGUCCUUUUUGGUGUCUGGAGAUAUUACAACUGUCGGGCAGCUUUUGGAAAUUAAAGAGCUGCUGCCAGAAAUCCUGAGUACGGGACUGAAGGAGGACAAUAUGUCCACAGUUUGUCUAAUUGUGUCCACACUGAAAAGCAGAGUUGUUCUAAAUAAAGGUUUACGCAAAACGCAGAAAGUUCGAUUUUUCUCUCCUGCUGUACUGGCCAACAUCGCAUCUCUAUAUAAAUGGAAGGGGAUUGUGGAUGCAACGACUGAGGAUGACAGGAUGGUGACAAACUCGGAGCAAGCUGGGCGGUCGGUCGUCCGUGAGCUCGUCCACAGUUUCUUUCUUGACUUGUGCUGCUCUCGCAAGCACGGCAUCAGCUUUCAUGACCCCAGCUUUGGCACCGUCGGCAGAGCCGGCAACAUUGUGUUGCUUCAGUUUCUGGUGGGGCUGAAGCAGGCCACAGAGGACGAGUUGGUGGCAGAGCUGGUGGUAAAUGUGCUGAAGGCUAGUCCUGACGUUCUGGCCAGAUACUUUAAGGAGACUCAGUAUUCAUACAUUCCCAGAGCCAAAGAUGCCUGGCAGGACAAUAUCAGGUUACUUAAAAAGAUCUACGAGGCCCAACCGGAGCUUUGCACAUUGUUUCAAAGUCGUGAUGUGGUCCCUCUUCCUCGACUGCUCUCUAUGAUUAUGGUGAUAUCGCUUCCUCCUGUCUGUAACAAGGCCUUCUUCACCCAGGGCCUCAGUCUUGCGAACACAGCAGUGCAGCUCACGACUCUGUCCAUGAUGAAUUUCAUUUUGAAAAGGGCCAAGAAGAACAUAGAGUACCUUUUGGAUAAGUCUGAGGGGCAUCGCUCAGAUGUCUACUCUCCUGACAUGAUGGAGGAAUUAGUGCAACAGUACAGAGAGACACUCAGUAAGGUUUUGCCCGACAUAAUGAGCAUCGUAUCGAAGUGGCAGUCGCUUAGCAAAAAGGACACCGCUGGUGGUGACGGAACAAAAACCAAACCUCAAGGCAGCGCUAAAAAUAAUGAUGAGUUUGUUGCUGACACCGCUGAGGUCGUCCUACUCAAGGCUGUGAUUCUUCAGGUCAUAUGUCUGUACCAGACAGUAGCGCCACAUCUGGUCAGCCAGUGCAAAUUUGACUUCAGCAAACUUUUAAAAGGAAUUGUGUCAGAGAAGGGAAUGAGAGAAGAAGUCCCCCCAGUUCUGCAGUAUCAGAUACUACAGCUUGCCUUAGAUCUCCCUGCAAGCAAGUUCUCCUGGUUCCGCAUACAGGAUGUUGCAGAUGCUGAGUCAUCAUCUGGAGAGAAAUCUGUACUUUACCUUCUUCUGAAGAUGUUUGUCACCAGCCGCAGCAGUUACCUGAAAAACUCCACACAGAUGCUGGUUUUAAAAGUGCUAAAGGACAGUGGAGUGUUUGAGUACACCUGGACAGAGCUCGAGCUCUGGCUCAACCAACUGGCCAGACUGGAGUCAAACCAACACGACACCGUCAUUCAUUUCUUAGAGAGGGUGUUUGUCAAGCUGGUGUCCAGUUCCUACACAUAUACAGAUAAGGUUGCCAGCCUUGUCCAAGAAGCAGCUUAUGUGCAGACGAACCUGGGCAGUCAGGAGGGCGACGCUGUCAGUAUCCCAGUGUCACAUAUAGAUGAUGUGUUGGACAUGUUGGAUGUCAUCAUGGAGGGUAACGAUGGUGAGAUGGAGGAGUUUGGGCCGGCUCUCAGCGAAGACCUCAUUAACCAGACCUUCCCCUUCAGUGUGCUGGUCCCUGCUGCUCUGGAGGCCAGAAACAGACUGUCAGCUGACAAGGGAGUGGUACACGGCUACUUGUCUGCUGUGCUCUCGGAUGUGCUACACUGUCAGAGAGAGCCGCUCCCCCUCUGCCUGGCUCUGAUGCAGUACGAUAAAGAGCUCGUUUCAUCGGCACAUCCUGGCUCUCCUCAUGCCUCUGUCAUACACCUUCAUCAGUAUUACUCCAAAUGGCUGCCGCAGCAGUGCCGGGAGGAGCUGUUCAAGGAUUCUGAAUGUGAUUCAAAGGACUUGCCGCCCCCCGCUUCAUUCACUGCACUGAUGAAAGCUGCAUACAGCCAAGGGCCCAGCGCUUUGCUUCCAGACAGCUUCAGAAAGGAGCUGAAAGAGGCUCUAGCGUCCAUGUUGAUGCCAGAGUUUCCAGUAGCAAUCAAACAGAUCUUACUCUACAUCAAAUCAACAGUGGAAAACUUUGGCACGUUUGCCAAAGACAUAGGAACCACCCUGCUGAAAACCUACAUGGAAAUACUCCAGGAUUUGGUGACUUUGCUGCAGGACUUUCAGGAGACCACUGUGUCUGAGCCUCCAGAGGAAAACUACCAAGAAGCUUCUGACCUUUUCCUGGAGCCCAAUCAGUCGCCCUCAGUGGAAGCCAACAAAGAGAAGAUCCUGGUUUCAGCUCUUGGGUCCAUCUUCAGACACCCCUGUUUGGAGCAGUGGUUUCUGGCUCUGGAGCUGGCUACUGUGCCCCCUCAGACCCUGAACCCCAUCAGACUGAAACAACUCUGUGCUCAACUGAGUGAUGACAUUCUGGGCUUGCUGGAGACCAGCGCUCCAACUCUUCGUGACCUGGGUCACCUGGAAAUUCUUGGCAGCUACAUAGGUGCUAUAGAAAACGCAGUGCUCAAGGAGCUGACGGAUAAGGCGUCCCAGGGUGCAAAGAAACAGUCCAGACCUUUCAAGGCCCUCCUGUCUUUGCACAGCUACAUGGAGCCCUGUACUCUGAGGAAGGUGAUCUCCAAGCUGCUGCUCCUCCCCCACAAGAGACUCAUCUCCUCUGGAAACGAAGGUGCACAAGCCCAGCUUAGUGUCUACGGACAUGCAGCCUUGCAGAUCCUAACAGAAUCCAAAUGCAGCUCAUCCCAGGACCAAAGCACUUCUCUAACACAGGCGCACCUGCAUGGCCUGGGCACCCUGCUGUUGUCCUGCUCCAGCCCUGCACUGGAGGCCUUCCUGCUCCAGACUCUGUCUACUGAACCAGGCAAUGCCAAGCUCAUACAUCCUGACAUUUUCCUGCACUGCCUCCAACGGCCUCUUCCGGACUCUCAGGCAAUAAGCUCCCUGUUACUGCAGAACUCCUCCACCCACCGCCUCUGCUUUGAGAUGUGGUGUCUAGAGCCAGUGAACAUGGAGAGCCUCUCAGGGCAGAUAGAAGCCUACAUCCCACUGAUCCAUGCCUACUUACAGAUGGCAGAUAGAGAGGACCCAGCCAGACCUCAAGAUGUGCAAAAAGGAGCUUUAAUAGCUUUUAAGAAGCACUUUCUCCCCAAAUUGUCCCAAUGGGUUUUGGAAAAUCUGAGCAAAGACUCUGGAGCCCAGCUUGUGGAAACUCUUGCUAGUCUGAUCAAGCUCUCUGCAAGCAUCAAAGACAUCGGGGAUUUGAUUAGUGGUCUUCCUAACGCUCUUCAAAAAGUGGACAGUUUUGAAAGAUGGAAACUAGUAAAUGUCAUCUUUGAGAAAUUGGCUGAUUCCCCAGCGGAACAAGAAACAUGGAGGAAGUCUGUCACAGCUUCUGCCAUUAAAUGCCUCAUCACAUCCUACAGUCAGUUUAAAGAUCCACAAACUUCUCCGUCAACACAGGAGCAGAGCAUCCUAGAGAGACUACAGCGACACCUAAUAUCAGCUGAAGACAUCACUGCAUCUGAAUGGAACAGUUUUGUCAGGAAUGGACUAAAAUAUCGCUACAGAGACCAUCACUUCCUGAACACCUUGAGCAGCCUGCUGGAACCAAUGUAUAGGAGCAGUGAUGCCCAGAAGGAUCUGAUUCUUUUAUCCACCCUUCACAUGAUGACCAGCAGCCAUUCUCUGUUCCUGCCCACCAUGUUGGACUCUGAUGAAGAGCACAGCUACUAUCAGGCUAAAGAAGCGUUGGUGUCUCUUCUCCUCUCACUGGUGAAGAAAUGCCCCACAGUCUGUAACAUCAGUCACUUUGUUGUGCUUCUCGGAGCGUAUGGUGCAACGCUGAACACUUUAGAUCAGAAACUGCUGCUGCUUCUGCAGGAAUAUGAAAGAAACCACGUUAGUCUGCUCAAGUUUCAAUCCUUCUUGUGGGGUCCAGCGGCUGUGGAGCACCACAAAACCAGGAAAAGCCUGGGAUCAUCUCUGUGGAAGCAGGCGAGCACAGAUGAUGUGCUGGCCCUGCUGAAGCCUGACAGGAUGAUCGAGACCAUUAAACGCUUUCCCCAGAACCACAGAAUCCUCCCACAGGAUGGUAAUGAGCUGAUACACAAUAAUAUCUCAGGAACAGACCUUGAAAAUUUGUAUGAUCCCAGUUUUCUCCUGCCUCUGUUCAGUGCCAUUCUGCAGCCAGAGUGUGUAAUUGACUGCUUCAAGUUUGUAUCCAGCCAUGCUCUGGGAGUAACUGUAAUGGCUCUGAGCAGCUACGACCCAAAUGUGCGAGCGGCAGCAUACAACGUGUUGAGCUGCUUCUAUCAGCACCUGGAGGGAGCUCGUUUCAGAGAAAAGAGACAGCUGAUUUACUUGAUGGACACGGUGAAGAAUGGUAUUCGACAGCAGAAUCAGAGACUUCCAUUCGUCCUGACUACUUACCUCAGUAAAGUGGCUCAGCAGAUGCUCAGACCUGAGGACCACAUGUACAUUGUGUUGAACAGGUUCCUGCUGUCCCAGCAGAGUUUGGAUUUUAGGAGGGUCCCUGAGUUCUUUAAGCUAUUCUGUGGCUUUGACUUGGAGCAUAAGUUGGAACGUGAGUGGAUCCUGGGUGUGCUCGAGGAGGGGAUAAGUGAUGGACACUGCUACGACUUGUGUGAACAACAAGGCAUCUUCCAGAAACUCAUGGGAUACAGCUGCAGCCCUGUGUGUGACGAGCACUGCCAGGCGCAGAUCCUUAGAGUGUUGUGCCAGGCUGCUCAUGUGAAAAGAGCAGCUCACAGCCUCACUAAGAGCUGUGGCAUCCUAACUUGGAUGAUACAGUUUGUUGAGAAAAGGAACCUAGACCAGCAACUGCUCAGUUCCAUCAUAGACCUGCUUCAUGGGCUGUGGUUUAGUAACCUUGGGCAGAGGGAGAAGCAGCAGGUAGAAGGAGCCCAAACUACUUCAUCUACAAAAGAGAAACACCAGACCUCAGUAAAGUGUCUCCCUCUACCACUCGUUGGUGAAUACCUAUGUGUGGCAUCAACUAUCAGCAAAUACCUCAGGUUGGGUGUGAAGGCCUCUCGGCUCAGCCUGUUUCUGCAGACUCUGUGCUCUAUACUGAGGCAUCGUGGGACAGCUCUCAGUGUAAACAAACAGGCCGAGCGGAUCACUCUGCCCCCUCAGCCGCUAUCCUGUGUAGAAGCCCUUGCUCUGCUCAUCUGCUGGGCCUCUCUGUCCCACAACACAGCGCUCGUUACUCAAAUACACGCCUUAUCUGAAAAGCACAAAGUGAAGGAUUUGCUUGGGAUGGGGAAGAAUAAGGCCCGAGGUAAAAGUUCGUUUUCCCAGGCUCACAAACGAAAAGACAACUUGGCUGAGGACGUUGAAGCUGAGAAACAAGAAGAGAGUCUCCUGACAGAGUGUAAAUUUUACCUCUGCAGUAUUUUUGUUCACUGGGAACCCGUGUUCCCUCCCUCUGAUCCACAGUCCGCUCAGCCAAGAGGCAAACUGGAUCCCAGUCUGUUGGCCUGCGAUACUGUGCACCUGCUCACCAAGUGGUCCCUCAGGUGCUUGGUAGAAGUCUCAUAUGAUGAAAACCGAACCAAGGAAUUCUUGUGCUGGCUUGAAAAGUCUGUGAUAAAACAUCGGGAAAUCAUAAACGCUCUUUUGCUCGAUCCUGGUGUGAAGGCAGACCUCCUUCGGCUACACCAUCAGUUCAUCCAGUCUCGGUAUCACUGCGGCAUAUCAGCAGGAAUGGAAACUUUCCAGCGCUUUAACAACAUCAUGAUAUGUCUGCUGGAGACUGAAGGCCAUCUGCCAGAGCUGCAUCAGACAGUUGUGUCUGCCUGCCUGCCAGAAGCCACACAUGAGCCAUGUAGAAAUGAAGCUGGGCUAUUUCUGCUGUCACUGUACAUCCAUGAGCUGUGGAGCGGAUCUUCCUCUGCAGAGCUGUUCAUGUCUCAUGUCAGUUUAGUGGCCAGAGCAAAGUGUAAAAGGCAGAAAGCGCUUAAAUCAAUGGCUCAAACAGCCGUCAGAGCCAUCUGUGAUGACAUCAUGGGUAUGAAGAAUUGAAUGUAACAUCUGGACAUUAGCAUUCUUUUUAACUGAUCCUAAGCCAUUAUCACUAUGCUUUGUGUCACUCCUGUAAAAAGGUUUAAUAUGUCUCAAAAUCAUUUUAUAAAUUGAUGGUAAAAAAGGUGUUUAUGUAACAUGCGACUCCUGCAUAACCUCAUUUUCAUUUAAUAUCACUGUACUUUUACACACAAAGAUAACAGUUGCAUAAUAAUUGUUUAUUAGUAAAGGUGGCCUUGACUUGACUGAAGAA
This is a messenger RNA of Betta splendens (Siamese fighting fish), 7161 nucleotides long. RefSeq names its product URB1 ribosome biogenesis homolog (gene urb1). Bases 144 to 6908 code for a protein of 2254 amino acids. Gene Ontology annotation, biological process: maturation of 5.8S rRNA from tricistronic rRNA transcript (SSU-rRNA, 5.8S rRNA, LSU-rRNA); maturation of LSU-rRNA from tricistronic rRNA transcript (SSU-rRNA, 5.8S rRNA, LSU-rRNA). Gene Ontology annotation, cellular component: nucleolus. Lineage: Eukaryota; Metazoa; Chordata; Actinopteri; Anabantiformes; Osphronemidae. The transcript is spliced from 39 exons. The record is from RefSeq and is a predicted model, not a curated record.